Sphenostylis stenocarpa is the source of this 1152-nucleotide messenger RNA. Lineage: Eukaryota; Viridiplantae; Streptophyta; Magnoliopsida; Fabales; Fabaceae. The record is from the annotation of a GenBank genome assembly.
AUGCGUACUACGGCCGAAUUUCAAGGUUCUGUUCUGAAUCUUCGUGGGGUUCAGGUUCACUCCAUGGAGGGUUCAAGCAUGGAGCAAGAGCUUGAUUUGUUUCAAAAGCGUGUGACUGAGCGGUUCCUGGAGCUAUCUUCAGUUGAAAGUGAUGAAUUGCUCUCUCUUUCAUGGAUCAGGAAGCUGCUGGAUUCGUUUCUGUGUUGCCAAGAGGAGUUCAGGGUGAUUCUCCACAACCACAGGGCUCAGGUGUUGAAGCACCCUCCCUUGGAUCGCAUGGUGGGUGAGUUUUUUGAAAGGAGUGUGAAGGCACUUGAUGUGUGCAACGCAAUCCGUGAUGGGGUUGAGCAGAUUAGGCAGUGGCAGAAGCUCUUGGAGAUUGUUCUCUGUGCAUUGGAUCACAAGAGGAGCAUUGGGGAAGGUCAAUUUCGCCGCGCCAAGAAGGCGCUUGUUGAUUUGGCCAUUGGAAUGCUUGAUGAUAAGGACUCCAACUCCAGUGGUUCUAUAGCUCAUAGGAACAGGUCCUUUGGUAGAAACAACAAUGGUUCAAGGGAUCAUAACCAUAGCAAUAAUCAGCAUAAUUCCUUGGGGCAUUUUAGGUCACUUUCUUGGAGUGUGUCAAGGAAUUGGUCUGCUGCUAGGCAGCUACAAGCCAUUGGGAACAACUUGUCCCCUCCUAAGGCUAAUGAUCUUGUUGUCACUAAUGGCCUUGCUUUGCCUAUUUACACAAUGAGUUGUGUUCUAGUGUUUGUUAUGUGGGCACUUGUGGCCGCAAUUCCAUGCCAGGACCGUGGGCUGGGGCUCCAUUUCUCGGUGCCAAGGCAGUUCCUGUGGGCGGCUCCAUUGAUGGCACUGCACGAGCGGAUCGUGGAGGAGUCAAAAAAGAGGGAGAGAAAGAACACUUGUGGGUUGCUGAAGGAGAUUCACCAGAUUGAGAAGUGUGCUAGGGUGAUCAAUGAGUUGGCUGAUUCUGUGCAGUUUCCUUUGAGUGAGAAGAAGGGAGAAGAGGUUAGGCAGAAAGUGCAAGAUGUUUCAAGGGUUUGUGAAGCCUUGAAAGAUGGAUUAGACCCUAUGGAACGCCAAGUGAGGGAGGUGUUUCACAGAAUUGUUCGCAGCAGAACUGAGGGGCUUGACACUCAUGGCAGAGGGUAA